Mobula hypostoma (lesser devil ray) is the source of this 7981-nucleotide messenger RNA. Its product is annotated as frizzled-9. Gene Ontology annotation, biological process: canonical Wnt signaling pathway; non-canonical Wnt signaling pathway. The transcript has a single exon. Gene Ontology annotation, cellular component: plasma membrane. Gene Ontology annotation, molecular function: Wnt receptor activity; Wnt-protein binding. Bases 537 to 2285 code for a protein of 582 amino acids. The record is from RefSeq and is a predicted model, not a curated record. Lineage: Eukaryota; Metazoa; Chordata; Chondrichthyes; Myliobatiformes; Myliobatidae.
GCAGGAUCAGUUUCUGGUCAGUUUCUGCAAAGCUUCGGCUGCGAGGGGAGGCGGCCAGGUCGGCGUGCAACAGCAGCGGGACCGCGAAUCAACCCUUACCCCUCAGUCCCCCCCGCUGUCACCUCCACCUUCUGUGCAAACACCUCCCCGGGACCUCCCGAGCGAGCGGGGAGCUGACGCCAGCAUCUGCUGCUUUCAACAAAGAGCAGAGGGACCCAGCGAAGUGCAGCGCUGGCGAGCGGACAGUGAAAUCUCUCCCGUGUUUACUAAACAACAAGAAAAGUCAAAGCCUUUGAAGUAUUCCGAUCAAAGCGCCCGCUUCGUUUACAGGGUGCAGGUUCUGAUCAGCCGCUGCUGCUGGAAACGCUCACUGCAAAGUCUAACCCCGCUGACUUGGGAGGAUUGCAUUAGCCGGAGAGACUAUUUAAACGGGCGGCUUAUUUGAGACUUGCACCGGCACUCUUGCCUUUUCCGCACCCCGACUGGCGAAGGGUAUGUCUCUGUGAGUGAGCAUCGGGCAAGACUUGGAGCCAAGAAUGGAGCCAUUCCUGCACGGGCUGUUGCUGGCAACCCUCUCCCAGUCGCUGCUGUUCGGGAGCUGUCGGGGCAUCGGUUCCAUCGACCACGAGCGGGGCAGGGAAGCCAAGUGCGAGGCGAUCGAGAUCCCCAUGUGCCUGGGGAUAGGCUACAACAUGACCAGGAUGCCAAACUACAUGGGUCACCAGAACCAGAGGGAGGCGGCCAUCAAGCUGCACGAGUUCGCGCCGCUGGUCGAGUACGGCUGUCACGUCCACCUCCGGCUCUUCCUGUGCUCGCUCUACGCCCCGAUGUGCACGGACCAAGUGUCCACCUCCAUCCCCGCCUGCAGACCCAUGUGCGAGCAGGCGCGCAUGCGGUGCGCCCCCAUCAUGGCACAGUUCAACUUCGGCUGGCCCGAGUCGCUGGACUGCGCGAAGCUGCCCACCAGGAACGACCCCAACGCCCUGUGCAUGGAAGCGCCGGAGAACGCAACCGGCGAGCCGCAGAAGGGGCAGGGCAUGCUGCCCGUGGCUCCCCGCGCCAGGGUGCCCGGGGUUGUCGAUGGCCGGGGGCAGGCUCCGCUCGGCUCCUGUGACAACCCCGACAAGUUCCAGUACGUGGAGAAGAGCCUGACCUGCGCCCCCAAGUGCUCCGCCGGCGUGGACGUCUACUGGUCCAAGGGCGACAAGGACUUCGCGUUCAUCUGGAUGGCGGUCUGGUCCACCUUGUGCUUCAUCUCCACGGCGUUCACCGUGCUGACCUUCCUGCUGGACCCCCACCGCUUCCAGUACCCCGAGAGGCCCAUCAUCUUCCUCUCCAUGUGCUACAACGUCUACUCGGUGGCCUUCAUCAUCCGCUCGGUGGCCGGGGCGGAGAACAUCGCCUGCGACCGCGAGAACGGGGAGCUGUAUGUCAUCCAGGAGGGACUGGAGAGCACGGGCUGCACCAUCGUCUUCCUCAUCCUCUACUACUUCGGCAUGGCCAGCUCGCUGUGGUGGGUCAUCCUCACCCUCACCUGGUUCCUGGCAGCGGGCAAGAAAUGGGGCCACGAGGCCAUCGAGGCCCACAGCAGCUACUUCCACAUGGCAGCCUGGGGGGUGCCAGCCAUGAAGACCAUCAUCAUACUGACCAUGAGGAAGGUGGCAGGCGAUGAGCUGACUGGCCUUUGCUACGUGGGCAGUAUGGACGUCAAUGCGCUGACGGGCUUUGUGCUCAUCCCCCUGUCCUGUUACUUGGUGAUCGGGACCUCCUUCAUCCUGACCGGCUUCGUGGCCCUCUUCCACAUCCGCAAGAUUAUGAAGACUGGCGGCACUAACACGGAGAAGCUUGAGAAGCUUAUGGUGAAAAUUGGAGUCUUCUCCAUACUGUACACUGUCCCAGCCACCUGCGUCAUUGUCUGCUAUUUCUAUGAAAGGUUGAACAUGGAUUAUUGGAAAGUGCUGGCCUCUGAGCAGCCCUGCCUGGUCUACCCGGGGAGGAGGACCAUGGACUGCACUCUGGACAUCUCCGUCCCUACCGUGGCGGUCUUCAUGCUGAAGAUCUUCAUGUCUUUGGUGGUGGGGAUCACCAGUGGGAUAUGGGUCUGGAGCUCAAAGACCCUGCAGACAUGGCAGAGUUUGUGCAGCAGAAAGCUGUCCAUGCCAACCCAGGGGAAGCCCUGCAGUGGGGUCAACUGCUCUGCCAGCCACUGCCAUUACAAAGCACCCUCAGUCAUGAUCCACAUGAGCAAAACAGACCCUUACCUAGACAAUCCAACCCACGUGUAGCUGAUACCAGGCUACAGGAAGCACAAGCAGAACGGUCAGCCCAGCGCACGGUUCGAGGACCAAAUUUCAGGCCACAGUUUACCAGUUUUAAUAGUCACAUUACUGAUGCCUCUUAUCCUGUAGGAUUUGUAUAGGGCUCCUGUAAAAUCUGUGUAAUGGCUUAAUUCCCACUCUGAGACCGAUCGGUGUAGGAUACUGGGGGAAAGCAGUCUUUUGAGAAAAGGUAUGGUGGCUCGACCCCUUCCAAGAUCUCCACACCAAUCAACUGGGCAAAAAGUGACCCGCCCACGACUCAGAACAGACGAUGGGGAAGUUCGGAUGUGUCUGUGAGCUGGAACUGAACUUUUGUUUUGGGGGUAAGCUCAUCUGAAUUUCACUGUGCCAACCCUGUGAAAGGGGAAAAGGUUAUUAGGGUCUCUAUGCAGUUUUAGAGCAGCCUCACUUCCAAAUGGACACAGUGGAAUUUCUAGAGUGUAUUGUAUCAAAGUAUAACAAAAAUAGUAAAUAUUGAUUGUUUUAAAUGUUAAUUUUUAAUCCUAAUAAUCUCUCACAUUCCCAAAGAUAUAUAAUUAUUUUUGUCAAAUCCCUGGUAUUUUGCUGCAGAUUUCUCUUUGAAUAAACUGAAAACUUCUUUUGGGGAGAUUAAAGCAGCGAGCAGCUGAUGAGAAGCAGGAAGCCCCAGGUUUAAUUACUAAUCUGUGCUGUCAGUUGUGGGCAGCAGGUGUGAGAAUAGGGCGAGGACUGCAGUUGGCUUUGCAGCCAGUCGCUGCUGCAGGUCACUGGACCCCACCCCCAACCCCCCCACUCCCCCCCCCGAAGAGGUGCGACUGUUUGUGUGGACCAAUGUGAUGUCCCUUGUGUUCCAGUAACACCCUGACACGCUGUCAGGGAUAAACAGUCAUGAGGAAUGACUGUCCAGCUGGGUAUGUGGGAGGAAGUGACAGUUUUCUGGUUAUAAGUACCUAUAACCUAGAGUACCACAGUUACUGCAGCAGACAGAAAGAUAGCAAAAAUCUUCAUUAAACUAGUCUGAGAACUGUAUGAUUUCCCGACCAAGGCUUGUUUGGUUCCCCAGCCCAGCUGACAUCCACCCCAAAGCAAAAUGUCCAAUUUUAAAAUGUUUCUUUCCCCUACAUUCAAUACUUUCCAUAUAAACACUUCAUUCUUCCAACAAAAAUAUUUCCAACUUGCGUUUGCAUUUCAGCACAAGGGACUUUUUAUACUUUUCAGUUUUAAAAAGUAUUUAACCCUGUCAGGGAAGAAGGUGAAACUAGGUUGCAGUUGUUAAUGUAGCAGGUAAACUAUGCUGACCCCAAGGUAUCGUGAUAAGAGUUAUUGACCAGUUUAAAGUGUUUCUGCAGUCUUUGAGCUACAACAGUUAUGCAGUUCCACUUUACGUGAGCGGAGUUCUAUUACUGCUGAAAUUCCCUUGUACCUAGGUGUUGCAAUUUUUUUCCCCAGCUGUUAGGAUGAUAGUUCGACUUCAGGAGAUGGGUUCCCAAAACUUUUCUGUUUUGGGGAAAGUCUCCCAUUCCCUGAUUUCCCCACCCCCAGAUCCUGGAAUGGGCCUUUUACGGCAAAUAAUAUUACUGGGCCAUCUAGCCUGGGUGGGGAGGAGUUUUAAGAGUGCCUUCUCUGAGCUGACGAGUGAUUUAAAACACAGUAAUAUCAGUGUAGCAAAGUUGAGCCCUCGCUGGCCGGAGUGAGGCAAGAUAAAACACACGAGCCACCCAGUUGCCAAGUCUGUCCACCCAGUUGCUGGGAGUAUCAUCAGAUAAGGAACGGAUGGUUCAGUCAUGUUACUCCUCACAGUCGAAUUCCUUGCUGUCGAACCUUAAGUGUGGCUAAAUGAACAAAAUAAAGAAUGUGGUGGAGCUAAACGCACUAUCAGAAAUGAAGCUGAGAAAAUGGUUAGAAAAUCCCUUUAGAAGAAUGUCAAAGUUGUCACCCAAUUUUGUAAAUGUUUGUUACCUUUCCUAAAAAGAAAUGCAAACGUCCUCUCACAGCUUGCCAUCAUCCCAGGGCAGUAACUUUGGGCAUCUGAGCAACUUAUUAAUUUCAGCUGUUGCGAGUAAAGGAUUAUCGUGAAGCCGUCACCCUGUCAGCGAUGGGUUAAUGAUGCAGUGCGUGCUAACAGUCUGCUCAGGUUGCUGCACGGCCUUUCUGGAGGGCAGCGAUCGGCAGGCGACGAAUGAGGUGCUAGAGCAGCUAGGGAGUUGAGCAAAGAAGCCGCAGAGCGCAGGUUGUCUUCCAGCGAGGGGAGAGGUGGGGAAGGUGGUGCCACUGAUAAUGGGCGAUGCUCUCCACUCAUCUGGGGUCAUUACAGAGAGCUGGAAUUAUCAACCUUAAAUUCAACUUCUAAUCUCCAAACCCCUAAGUUUCCUAUUGUGCAAUAUAAUACCUCAAGAAGGAAAUGAGAAGGAUGGGAACCCCUCUCCUUUACCUCUAAUUUUUGUGUUGGUGUCUCAUUGCAUCUUGAGUUUUCUUCUGUAUAUAUGCUUUGUGCAUUAGUUGUAAUUUUUUUUGUGUGUGGUGCUGCUUUUGCAUUCCUGCCAACCCCACCCCUCCCGGUGUUGUGGAGCAAGGUGCACAGUUGAGCUGGGGGUGGGGGUGGGGGGGAGGGGGAGCCGUGGCUGUGUCAAUGCAUCUUACUGUCAGAGUCACACUGCGAGCUACAGAACACCCUGCCGGCAAAGCUGUUAACACGAGAUGCGGCUGCAUUCAGAUAGGGUGCUGAGGAAGGUCAGUGGGUGUCACCGUUUGCCAGUAUUUUAGUGUUUUACCUUCUCAACGUCAAAAUAAGUGGAGCACGCACCAGAUCUAGCAGCGAGCAUAGUUCGUAUAAACCCUUCCCAUCAGCUCUGCAGAAGGUCCCAGGGCUUUUCUCCCCCCUUCAGAAUCUUCCCACCCUUGGUGAGAGUUCCCUGCUGUUGUAAUGUCUCAUUCAGCCACUUCUAUUUAUCAGCUCUGUGAAACAGCACAACAAUUUAACAUUGGCCCUUUAAACAGCCCAGCACCUCGAUGUUGUUGCAUUUAACAGCCCAGAACAUCAACAAUGCCCCCUGUUAAACAUCCCUGACAAAAAAAAAUAGCUUUUUAUGAACAAACCAGCUCUUGUCCAAAAAUCUAUCAAUUUCACUUGUGAUUCAUAUUUUUGAAUGGCCUUCUCCUGUUUUGGAGAUUAGACCAUUUCCUAUUAAGUGGUAUUUUAACUGAGAUUCUCUGGUGACCAAUAUGAUAUUGAGAUCCUUUUGGCCUAAAGGGGAUAGGUCUGGCAGCACAAUAAUGCAACAUGAUUUGGCACUCCCGUCACAUUAAACAUCUGAUGUAACAUGUAACUAUUACGAUCUGCUAGCCUGCUUGCAUUUCAGUUUUGAAUGAGUUGGCAAGUAGUAUUUCUAAAUAAAGGCUCUUGGAGUUCAGAGUCUGCUCGCUCAAUGAUGUGGCAAUGAAUGAAGAGGUUUGGUGAUGAACACCGGAAUUAUCAUCGGCACUUCACCGCCAAGGUGCAAGAAAUAAGCCCAAGUUGCCUGCUCCGCUUGAUGAUUUGUUCCACGUCAGGGAAGCUACUUUCUAGUGCUGGAGUGGGUCAUCUCGUCUGAAAAGUAGAACCAAAACUUUCGGUGUCACAGUGCCAUGGCAAGUAGAGUGGCUGCCUCAUGGCUGCAAUGACAUGGGUUCAGUCCUGACCUGUGGAGAUUACACAUUCUCCCUCGGACUGCAGGAGUUUCCCCAGGUACCUUUGACUUUCAAAAUAUGUGGAGGUUGCUAGGUGAGUCGGCCUUAGUGGUGCUGGGGGUUGUUGGGAAUGUGGGGACAAGAGCAUGGGAUCCGUGUAAAACAAGAGCUUGGUGGUCAGUAUGGACCGGGUGGGCCAAAGGGCCGCUUUCUCAUCUUGUGCGAGUGGCAUUUAAUGCUAAGCUGAUGAGUAAUUUAAAAUCGGAGGGCGAGAUUCCUUUCUUGGUUAAUUAAAGUAUUAAGACAUCUGGGGCAUGGUCAGAUGUGGCAGUGUUCGCGAUGAGUAAGAGUAGUGACCUUAGGAACUGGAGGCUUCCUCCAGGGAAGGGAAAUGGUGGUCAGCUGCAAAGAUCCUGGAAGCAAGUGAUCUAUUGGCUGUAUAUUGUUCAGGCAACAAGUGACGGUCCCUGGAACAAAGUCGCAGAACGCUGUAUGUCUGAACCUAAUGAGUCGGCACCUUAAGGCUAAAGAGGAACAAAUUGGUCAAGGGAAUGAAUCCUGGGUUUGGAAAAUUUAUUUUUAAUUAGAAUUUCCAGGAAAGUAUAUAUGUCAUGAUAUAUUUUAGGAAGCUUUUUUAUUUCUGAGUUUAGUUCCUUCACCACCUCAUGGCACCUGACACAGUUGCUAUGGACCAGGUUGGUGAUGGGAAGGGGAUGCCAUUGCUGGAAUAUGAAGUGUAUUGGCAGUGUUUAAAUUUCAACACUUAGCUGAAAGAUUGUCACCAAAGCUCUUACUUCUUUCUAAAAUAUAAAGUACAUUCAUUUUCACCUGCUUCCAAGGAUUUAUACAGGAGCAUAAUCUCCCGUAGAAUGCCUCCUCAUUGAUUUGACAGCUGCUGUUCUUUUACUUGAGACUAAUUACUUUGCCUAAGAGUUUUAUUUAGAGAUACAGCGUAGAACGAGCUGCAUCACCCAGCACCCCACCCAGUUAACCCUCGCCUGGUCACAGGACAAUUUACAAUGAGCAAUUAACCCUCCAACCGGUACGUUUUUGGGGUGUGGGAGGAAAACCACGCAGUCAUGGGGGAGAACAUACAAACUCUUUACAGUCAGCAUCGGAAUUGUGCUCUGAACUCUGAACUCCGAACUCCAAACUCCGAUGGCCCGAGCCAUGAUACCAUUGAGCUAACUGCUACGCUGCCGUUUUCUAAAGGGGUCCUGAGGUUGGGGUUUUCACCAACCAGUUCUGUAGAACGGGAAAUCAUAGCUGCUAUUCUCAGAGUUAACUUGGCGUAUUUGGCAGCGUGCUUGAUUUUAGUUCGGGCGGUCUAGUUUUAAAUCCCAUUCCAAGACCUGAAUGUAUAUCUGAGCUGACAUUUUUGUGCUGCUUUGGGGUAAUUCUCCAUUAUCUGGUGCAGCCUUUUGAUUGAGAUGUUAAAUAUAUUAAAAUAUGGCGACAUGGAAAAAUAAUUAUCACCCAGAUUUCUGAAUGUUUGUUACCUUUCCUUAAAAAAAAUGUAAAAUCUCCCCUGUUUGGAUAGCGUUGAAAUGACUCUAAUUCCCUGAUUGGUUCUGAAUCACGAGAAGGCCAACUCACACAAACGGGACCUAGUCAAGGAAUAGCCAGUAGCCAUAACAAAAAUAACCCCCCCCCCCCACCCACCCAGUGCCCCACUGUGUCCUGAAGGUAGAACCCAGGCCCCAUCUAACACUCCACCCAUGGGGUCAAGGGUGUGUGUAUUCAGGGAAGGCAGGUAAGGACAGAAGGAGAUUGAAUGGGUGAGUGAGCUUGGAUGUGGGUUUAUGACUGUCACCAAUGUAUUUUCCUGCAUUUCCAUGUUCCUGCUCACUAUACUGUAUUGUGUUAGCCUCCAGUGGAGGCUCUGCAAAUGGAUUGUAUUGCCUGCAGUUCACUUCUCUUCAUCCUCUCAAUGAUUGUAGAUUUAUUAAUUUAUGGUAAGACAAACAAUAGAAUAUCAUUUUUGUAUAUGUUUAUGAUAGUUUAAAUGCAAAUAUAUA